This is a messenger RNA of Gossypium arboreum, 1442 nucleotides long. Its product is annotated as vesicle-associated membrane protein 721-like. Lineage: Eukaryota; Viridiplantae; Streptophyta; Magnoliopsida; Malvales; Malvaceae. The record is from RefSeq and is a predicted model, not a curated record. Gene Ontology annotation, biological process: vesicle-mediated transport. The coding region runs from base 727 to 1236 and encodes 169 amino acids. The transcript is spliced from 5 exons. Gene Ontology annotation, cellular component: membrane.
AUGUCUUGAUUUUAAGCUAAUCAACGAAUUAGAGCGAAAAGUUGAAGCAAUUUAAACUAAUUGUCUUUCCCAAAAUGCUUUGUAAUGUAUUUUGUGGCUAACCCCUAAAGUUUUGCUUAAGCAUCAUUAAAUUAAACCCCUUUUUCACUUUUUCUUAUUUCUUUUAAGAAAAGCCAACAAAUGAGUCAUUCUUGAGAGAAGAAUACGAGAAACAAAGAGCCUCUGAAAUCCCAGAUCUCUCUUUGGAACCCAUAUUUCUAAGGAAAAUGGUGCACAAAUCGUUGAUCUAUGCAUUUGUAUCUCGUGGGGAAGUUAUCUUAGCAGAAUAUACUGAAUUCAGUGGUAAUUUCAAUUCCAUAGCUUUUCAAUGCCUCCAAAAGCUUCCUUCUUCCAACAACAAGUUCACUUACAACUGUGAUGGCCACACCUUCAAUUACCUUGUUGACAAUGGCUACAGUUAAGUUCUCUUUUUCUAUUCUUAUUCAAGGAAUUUAAAUUUCGGGUUCUUCAUUUUUAGAGUUUAGGGUCUUUCGGAAUUGAGUGCAAAAGCGAAAUGCAAGUGAAGCUUGGAUUUGGUUUUUUUUUCCCCAUUGGAUUUCACUACCUAGAGGGAUAAGUUUGGAUUUGGUUUUGUUGCUUUACUUUUAAUUAAGUUCAGCUCUGGUUAUUGUGCAUUAUAGCAUUUGAAAGUACUCAGAUUGACUGCUUAGUAAACGAGGCUUUAUUAUGGUGAAGCAGAAAAGGGGAAGAGGGAUUGCAUAUUGUGUUGUUGCAGAUGAAUCAGCUGGAAGGCAAGUACCGAUUGCUUUUUUGGAGCGUGUCAAGGAGGACUUUGUGUCAAAAUAUGGUAGUGGAAAGGCUGCUACUGCUCCUGCCAACAGUCUGAACAAGGAAUUUGGGCCAAAACUAAAAGAACAUAUGCAGUACUGUGUUGAGCAUCCUGAAGAAAUAAGCAAGCUUGCUAAGAUCAAAUCUCAGGUUUCUGAAGUCAAAGGUGUUAUGAUGGAGAACAUAGAGAAGGUGUUGGAUAGAGGGGAAAAGAUAGAGCUGCUAGUGGAUAAAACAGAGAAUCUUCAUCAGCAGGCUCAAGACUUCCGGAAUACUGGGACGAAAAUCCGUAGAAAAAUGUGGCUACAAAACAUGAAGAUCAAGCUGAUUGUUCUAGGAAUACUGAUUGCAUUGAUCCUCAUCAUUGUCCUCUCUGUUUGCCAUGGUUUCAACUGUGGUGGAAAAUGAGUGCUAUCUUUAUUAGGCUUAUUAUUAGAGUUUUCACCAGAGCUAUUAUGAUAAUAUUGUGAUGAAAAGAUCAAAAAAUAUUUAAUAUGAUUUCAUAUGCUAUAUAUAAGAUUAGCAAUCACCAGAUGUUUGGUGCAAGAUAUUUUUGGAUGUGAGCAAACCCUGUAAGUGCUUAUUGCAAUACAUGAAUUUGUUUUCUGCAACAA